This is a messenger RNA of Coprinopsis cinerea okayama7#130, 3597 nucleotides long. Its product is annotated as cytoplasmic dynein heavy chain 1. Gene Ontology annotation, cellular component: dynein complex. Gene Ontology annotation, molecular function: dynein light intermediate chain binding; minus-end-directed microtubule motor activity; dynein intermediate chain binding. Gene Ontology annotation, biological process: microtubule-based movement. The transcript has 9 exons. The coding region runs from base 1 to 3504 and encodes 1167 amino acids. The record is from RefSeq and is a predicted model, not a curated record. Lineage: Eukaryota; Fungi; Basidiomycota; Agaricomycetes; Agaricales; Psathyrellaceae.
AUGGACACGAUACCGUCGACCAACGGGUCGACCAGCCACGAGAGUUUGACCCCGGAGCCAUCGUCUUCUGCCACACCGUUCGACCCAGAGCUUUUCCGAGCGUACCUGAUUGCUCUUUUACCGCCAGUCAUCGGCGCUGCGCCAGCAGACCUGGAAUCUCUGUUCGAUGACGAGUUCAACGCGAGAGUGACACGGUUUGCCAACGAGAGCGGGGGAGUCGUUUAUGUCGUGAAGGUCAAGGAGGAUUCAGAAGAUGAUGCACCACCAAUCUAUUCGUACCAUCUAACCUCCCAAUUGACAUAUCAUCCAUCACAUGUAACGACACUCGCCCUGAUCAAGCGAGGGCCCACCCUCGAUCCUACAACACCACUGGCCAUGCAGCUUCAUUUCGUGAACCUUUUCGCCGGAGACGAUACACCGUACGAGAGCUUACACGCUCUUGUGAGCCAUGGUGUAAAACCGUGGUUUGAUGCCUUUGUGGGAUCCAGGGGCGGGGGCAAGGACGGCGACUCGAAACUGGGUAUCCCAAUGACGAAGAAAAAGUUCGCGGAGCUCGAAUUAUCCCUUCUUCACCUGCAACAGAACGUCGAAAUCCCCGAAACCCAACUCGUUAUCCAUCCAGUUGUCCAGCGUGCCGUGCAGCAGGCUCAAGAGGCUGGUGUACGGCCCAAUAUUUCUCACCUACCCCCGAAACUCCUGAACGACAGCAGCUUCCUCAACGCCCUCCAUAACAACGUCAACUCAUGGAUCAAGUCUAUCCAAGCAGUCACCAAACUUACUCGUGAUGUCGCCUCAGGAACCGCGUCGCAAGAGAUCAACUUCUGGCUGUCCCUUGAGCGAGCUUUGGAGAACAUCGAAGCUCAGCUACGCACGGAGGAGGUCAACAUGGUCAUGGACUGCCUUCGAAACGCCAAACGGUUCCGUGCUACUGUCAGUUUCAUCGCUGACACUGGUCUGAAGGACGCCACGGACCAGGUGCACAAGUACAACCAGCUUAUGAAGGACUUCCCCCUGAACGACCUUCUCUCCGCGACGGAUCUGGACAAGAUCCAAGAAUCCCUCGUCCUCAUUUUCGGGCACAUCAACAGGAAGCUGAAGUUGUCGCCAUACCCCAUUCGACGUGCACUACCCCUAGUCGAAGCCAUCUCUCGCGACUUCAACGACGUCCUCCUCCGCGUCCUCACCUCCCAUCGACUCCCUUACACACCAUACGAUACCUUCGAACGCCUCCUCUCUCAAACUGCCAACAUCUUCAAGACAUGGGACGAGCACAUCAAAGAAUUCACGAACGUCGCUCGUGAGUUGACCCGAAGGAGAGGAGAGAAGUUCAUCCCGAUCAAGAUCCAACCUGCACAUGCGAAACUGCAGGAGCGGACCCGCUACCUGCGGGAGUGGAGGAAGCAGCAUGAGCAGUUGGCUGUCAUGACUGGGCCUACGAAGGGUCUCGGGGGCACAGGGAUGGAUGUAGGCGGGAUGGACAUGGAGGAGGAGGUCAAGGAGGCAUACGAGAUCAUGAAGCGGAUCGAUGUUCUUGACGUCUCUGUUGAGGGCAACGAGAUCUUUGCUGCCGCUGAGCAUGCUUACAAUGAGCGUGUGUCACGGGUGGAGAACCAGAUCAUCGCUCGUCUGAGGGACCGUCUUGGAACGGCUAGGAACGCCAACGAGAUGUUCCGUGUCUUCUCCAAGUUUAACGCUCUUUUUGUUCGCCCCAAGAUCCGUGGUGCCAUUCAAGAGUAUCAGACCCAGCUCAUCGACUCGGUGAAGGAGGACAUCAAGCACCUACACGACAAGUUCAAGACCCAAUACCGCUACUCCGAAGCGUACCACAUGUCCCAAAUGCGCGACCUCCCUCCCAUCGCCGGCGCCAUCAUCUGGGCUCGCCAAAUCGAACGACAACUCCUCGCCUACAUGAAGCGUGUCGAAGACGUCCUCGGUAAAGGCUGGGAGCUCUAUGCCGAAGGCCAGAAACUCCAAUCCGAAAGCGCCGCCUUCCGCAAGAAGCUCGAAACGCGCCCUGUCUUCGAAGCAUGGCUGCACGAUAUCAAUCGACGCAACAUGGGCGUUGACGGUCGCUUGUUCGAGAUCGUGCGGCUCCGUGGAGGAGGCUAUCAACUCGCCGUGAAUUUCGACCCGCAGAUCAUCACUCUGUUCAAGGAAGUGAGGAAUUUGCUGUGGUUGAAUUUUUCGGUGCCGCAUGCGAUUACGAAUAUGGCGAAGGAUGCGAAGAGGGUGUAUCCGCAUGCUGUUAGUUUGAUGGAGACGGUUAGGACGUAUGGGCAGACGCUGGAUCUUGUGGAGAAGAAUAAGGGGAUUGAGUGGUUGGUUGCGGAGUAUAGGAAUGAGUCGCAGAGGAUGAUUAGCAAGGGUAUGAAUAUUCGUUGGGAUUAUUUCAUUAAUCAGUAUGAUACCUCGCGGUAUGUCUCGAGUUCGGAUGGGAGGGACAAUCGCCAUAUCCAGUUUGUGCGGGAGUUUGCGAGUGUGGUGUCGGUGUUGCAGGACAAGACGAACAAUGUGAUCGACUUGUAUAAGGAUAUCCUCCGCGCAGUGGAAGACCUUGCAACAUGUUCUUACACCACAGAAGCCUUCUCUGAACUUUUGAACAGGAUUCAAGCUGCGAUUGAUCGACUCAACUUGGAGGGUUAUGCCAACCUUGAACACUGGGUCGCUGAGCUCGACAAACGGAUAGAGGGUAUCCUGUUGCAACGACUCACGCAGAUCAUCCAAGUCUGGUGCUCUGAAUUCGACCGAACAGAUGAGGAUCGACGUGAUAUCCUUGCUUCGCGGGAUCUGAUGGGCAAGCGACGUGGCGACAAGAGGCUGAAAGAGGAGAAGUUCUUGGAGCACCAUAUGGUCCUCAAGCCUAUUGUGCAUGAAAUCCGGAUACAGAACCAGGUCAUUUUCUUGGAUCCUCCAAUCGAGUAUGCUCGUGCCUCGUGGAUUAAGCAGUUGCAUGAUUGGUUGGGGAUUGUGUGCCGCCUUCGACGGAUACAGAGUUCGAGAUAUGAGAUUGGCUUGCAGAUGCAACGUUCGGCUGCCGUUGAAACUACCUACACAUCACUCCUCACCCAAUUCCCCGAUGCGACCCUCGAAAAACCCUUCGCGCUCAUCGAGACCAAAGUCCAAGAACUGAAAGCCUACGUCGGCAAAUGGCUACAAUUCCAAUCCCUCUGGGACCUCGAAGCCGACUACGUCUUCAACCGACUCGGCGACUCUCUCGCCCACUGGCAACAACUCCUCACCGAGAUCAAGAAAGCGCGUACAACAUUCGACACGAGCGAGACGAGCAAGAACUUUGGUGUUUGUGUGAUUGACUAUGAGCAGGUGCAGGCGCGGGUGAAUGCCAAGUAUGAUGCGUGGCAGAAGGAGAUUUUGAGUCGGUUUGGGGUUAAGCUUGGGAAUGCGAUGAAGGAGAUGCAUGCGCAGAUUUUGAAGGCGAGGAAUGAGCUUGAGCAUCAUUCGAUUGAGGGGUUGAUGGCUGGUGGGGGUGGGCAGAGGAGGUUUUGAGUUGUAGAGAUUUGAGCUAUGAUACCUAUUGUCUUUUUUUUCUAGUUUACUAAUUCUUUUUUUGAUAUCCUUUGUAUACACACUCUUUUUUUC